This is a messenger RNA of Caretta caretta (loggerhead turtle), 5078 nucleotides long. It is a transcript of the gene SLC26A11, whose product is annotated as solute carrier family 26 member 11. Gene Ontology annotation, biological process: sulfate transmembrane transport. Gene Ontology annotation, cellular component: membrane. The record is from RefSeq and is a predicted model, not a curated record. Gene Ontology annotation, molecular function: secondary active sulfate transmembrane transporter activity. Lineage: Eukaryota; Metazoa; Chordata; Testudines; Cheloniidae.
GUUGAGCAGCACUCUGCCCAGGCCGGCUCCUUGGGACCCACUCCCUGCCCUGGAGUGCAGCUCGCCAGUGUCCCUCUGGGAAAAUGUUCCAGGAGAGGGAGCUAGAGUCCAUGGGGGGCAGAAAAACUCCACCCAGCAAGUUCUCUGCACUUGCCCCCAGGGCCAAGGCUCUGCCUUAGGAGACCUCAGCAGCUGAAUGGAGGAGGUGGAGGUGUCCCUCAGUCUGGGCCUUAAUAGGAGCCUGGAAGGAGAGGAGUCCAUCGGUAUGUUGGCGAACCAGAGAACUCCACUGAACAGUGCUGCUGAGGAGACUGUCUUCUCCCGGUCACCAUGUCCCCUGAGAUCGUUGCAGGGGAUUCUAGUGGCGCCCUGAGAGACCCAGCUGAGCCUGGAGCGUGGUACACACUGGUCUGAAUUCCCAAGAAAGCUGCUAUGGCAGAGCGGGACCGAGAGGCCCCCGAGCGAUGCUGCUCCUACUGCACAGUGCAGAGGAGGCUCCCUGUCCUCAGGUGGCUGCCCCAGUAUUCUCUGCAGUGGCUGCAGCUCGAUCUCAUCGCUGGCGUGACCGUGGGCCUGACUGUCGUGCCGCAAGCAUUGGCCUAUGCCGAGGUGGCCGGCCUGCCAGUUCAGUACGGUCUCUAUUCCUCCUUCAUGGGCUGCUUUGUCUACUGCCUUCUGGGGACCUCAAAAGAUGUGACGCUGGGUCCAACGGCCAUUAUGUCGCUGCUGGUCUCUUCCUAUGCGUUCCAUGACCCUGCCUAUGCCAUCCUGCUGACCUUCCUGUCAGGCUGUAUCCAGCUAGCCAUGGGUCUCCUGCACCUCGGUUUCCUACUGGACUUCGUUUCCUGCCCCGUCAUUAAAGGGUUUACCUCGGCCGCUUCAGUCACCAUUAGCUUCAACCAGGUCAAGAACAUCCUGGGGCUGCACAACAUUCCACGACAGUUCUUCCUGCAGGUGUAUCACACCUUCCAAAGAAUCGGGGAGACCAGGGCUGGGGAUGCUCUCUUGGGGCUGGUCUGCCUGGCAGUGCUUGUGGGGCUCAGGGCGAUGAAAGGCCACAUCCCCAGGGUCCAUCGGGUGGAGCUGUUGUCCGUCAGGAUCAGUCGUCUUAUCAUCUGGGCCACAGCAACAGCUCGCAAUGCACUUGUGGUCCUGUUUGCUGGCCUGGUCGCCUACUCCUUCCAGGGGAUGGGCUCCCAGCCAUUCACCCUCACUGGGGCGACGCCCCAGGGGCUCCCUCCCUUCCAGCUGCCGCCUUUCUCCAAGGCCGAAGCCAACAGCACUGUGUCCUUCAGCGAGAUGGUGCAGGACCUGGGAGCUGGACUGGCUGUGGUGCCUCUCAUGGGCCUGAUGGAGACUGUCGCUAUUGCCAAGGCCUUUGCCUCGCAGAACAAUUACAGAAUCGACCCCAAUCAGGAGCUGUUGGCGAUGGGCCUCACCAACCUCCUGGGCUCCUUCGUCUCCUCCUACCCCGUCACCGGCAGCUUUGGGCGGACAGCGGUGAAUGCACAGACGGGCGUGUGCACCCCAGCAGGGGGGCUGAUAACAGGGACCCUGGUCCUGCUCUCUCUGGCCUACCUGACCUCGCUCUUCUAUUACAUUCCCAAAGCGGCUCUGGCUGCUGUCAUCAUUUGCGCCGUGGCUCCUAUGUUUGACGCCAGGAUCUUCAGGACACUGUGGCGGGUUAAACGGCUGGACCUUGUGCCGCUGUGUGUGACGUUCCUGCUCUGCUUCUGGGAGGUUCAGUAUGGCAUCAUGGCCGGCAUGCUGGUCUCCGGCGUUCUCCUGCUCUACACCAUUGCCAGGCCUCGGAUCAAGCUAUCAGAGCAGGGGGUGCUUCUCAUGCAGCCUGCGAGUGGUCUGCAUUUCCCCGCUGUUGAGUCCCUCCGAGAUGCCAUGCACAGAUGGGCUCUGGCAGUGUCUCCGCCACGCUGUGUCAUCCUGGACUGCACCCACGUCAGCAGCAUGGAUUAUACCGUGGUGAUGGGAUUGGCAGACCUGCUGCAGGAGUUCCGGAAAAGGGGCCUCACCCUGACCUUCUUUGGCUUGCAGGGCCAUGUUCUCCAAGUCUUGCUGUCUGCAGAUCUGGAGGGAUUCCAACAUUUCCCCAGCCUGGAGGAGGCGGAGAAGGGCCAUGGAGCGGAACUGGAUGGCAGGAGCCGAGUCCUAUUUCACAGCGCCAGCGAGAAUAUGCUGCCAGCGUCAGGGCUCAUCCAGUGAGGAUUGGCAACCUCUGCCCUUUUGCCCUCCUUGCCUCAGACUGGCACCUCCUGGAUGCUCUGGAGAAUGGACAUGUGCCACCCCGUCUCCACUGCCCUGUGUAGUUCCUAGUGCACUUUAAGGCAAUACAGCUGUGGAGAGGGGGACACUCUCACUGGCGAUGCUAUCUGGUGAGGGGAUGAAAAGCCCUCUGGGCUUGUUUCUCCAUUGCUGUGUCCCAGGGAGCACUGAGCCAUCUGACAUUGUAGGAGCCGGUUGCUAGCUGGUGGUGGGAAGCUUAGUGUUUCCUGGGGAUAGCACUGCCCCCCCAGGGGAAGGGAACAUUGCCUUCUAGGGCCCCUUGUGGCCUCCAUGGUUUAGGUUUCCACUGAAUCGCCCUGGCUUUUGGGGAAGGUGGUGGUGGCAGCAGGAUGAGGUGGAGGGCGUCUGAACACAGGGGGAGGGCUAGCUCAGUGGUUUGAGCAUUGGCCUGCUAAACCCUGGGUUGUGAGUUCAAUCCUUGAGGGGGCCAUUUAGGGAUCUGGGGCAAAAAUUGGGGACUGGUCCUGCUUUGAGCAGGGGCUUGGACUAGAUGACCUCCUGAGGUCCCUUCCAACCUGAUAUUCUAUGAUUAACCAUGAUCAGGGGACAGUUGGAGCAGGGAUGGGCAGUGAAGAAUCCAGCCAAGCCCCCGAUGGUCUAUGCAGGCUGCAUGGGGAGUACGGGCAUUAUGGAUGCUGCGCCAGAUUGAGACCUGGCAUGAGCGGAUGCAGCCCCACUGUGGCCCAAUGCCUGUCGAGUCUGGCUGGGCUCUCUGGCCAUAGCUGAUCUAGGGAGCUUAGUGAGGGCUCUAGCACUUGAGUGACAUUAUGGACAAGGGAAUCCAGAAAGGGAAUUAUGGGGGUGACAUGGUCUGCAAAGGAGUGGAGGAAGCCCAGCAGCGUCUGGGUGGGAGAACUGGGCUUUGGAGGAGGUGCUUUGGGGCACCAGGGCGCAGAAGGCUCAGUUCACAGGUAGCUUUUAGCUGUCACCAGCUAUAGGACACAAGCUGCCCACUCCCAUGCACUGCACCCUCCACAGUGCUCAUCCUCCCACCUGCCUGAUAUCACACACGCACACCACCCGCUUCCAGACACAGCUCCGCACAUGCCAGAAUCUACAGGCAUUGCACGCUGGAUCAGCCCCCAGGUCCGUCCCGACGAGUAUCCCGUCUCCAGCAGCGGCCAGUACCAGGCGCUUCAGAGGAAGGUGUGGGAUAGUCUGCCCCCCUUUGGAAAUCUCCUGACUCCCGAUGGAGGUUGGCUGGUGGAGGUUCUCUUCCCAAAUUCUGCUUUAAGUGUUUAUUAUUACAACCCUGCAUCUUGUUGUUGUUCAUAUCAAUGUCCAACGCCCCUUUGAAUUAUAGCCUUUCCCCGUUAACGCGGCAUUUCAAGGAGACAGUAGCUGUUCUCCGUGACCAAGGACAUGUCUCUCCGCUCUAGGAAUCAGGGUAAUACCUGUUCGGGCCACUGGGAGAAGGAGAGUUUUGAGAAUUUCAUUUGUAACCUAGACCUCUUGGUUUAGGAUUUUUCUAUAAAGCUGCUGCCUUCAGCCCCCCAGCGUUGGGGCUGAGCUGGUAUGCUGCACUAGCACGGCGUUGAAGCUGCUAUCCAAGGCUUCAGAGUCUAAUUUCCUUUGAAAAGUAAGUCUCCAGCUGCUGCAGUCGGGGGGAAACCUCACCAAGGUGAGAUUAGGGUAACUGAAUCUGCAAAGAGCCUGGAGCACUAGCGCUGAGGGGUGAACUGCUCUGCUCAGCUGGGAGGGGCUGUUAACUCGGGUGUCAGGUGAGGAUAAUUUAAAUGUCACCAUUGUCAACUAUUCCAGUCCCCGUGUAAGGAAGGAGGUGGAGGGGCAAAGCUCUGCACAAUGCACUGGGGGUGAAUUGUGGUGCAUUGGGGAGAGUCUGUCACUGAUCGUUCUUCCCCAGUCCAGAAUGAGCUGAGUCCAGCAGAGCCUCUGGGCACGUACAAGGCGGAGGAGCCCAGUUGAAAUGUUAUGUGUUUGCACAAUCUGCUGUGCAUGCUGUUUCCUUCUGGCCACUCACGUGGGAGCAGCUUAUUUUUUGGGUGCAGCCAGCCCAAGUGCUCCUGACUCAGUUCUGAAGGACAAUGGAGCUAUGGGGGAGGGGAUGGCUUUAGUUUUGUAGAGCUGAACUUGUUUCCUCCUGCCCCGGGGUCCUGAUUGGGUGCGGCUGACCCCAUGAAAUACACAUUAUGCAAUGAAAACAGUUACACCCUAGCUAGGUGCACAAUCCUCCUUCUCUCUUAGCUGAACCCCGCACCCCCAAUGCCCUUCUCCUCCCCAUUUACAAAAAAAAGCCUUUAAGGCAGGGACAAGUCUAGCGCUGUACUCCAGGAUCCAUCAAGGAGGUCUGUACCAGCUAUGGUUGCCCCAGGGCAGAUCUAUUCCUGUGCCAACCUUGGCUACGGUCUCGGGGGCACUGACCUCUCUGCCUCCAGUUUGGCUGGAGUGGGGGCAGCUGGACUAUUUUGCUGCUGUGCAGUUCAAAGCUUUUGUUAUACACUGACCCUUCUCUGGACACUCACCUGAUUCCCCCCUACCUGGCACCAGGUGGUGUCAUUUGCACUUGUGCAAAGCAGGUGUGCGAUGCCUCUGAAUCAGAAUUCUCCACUCAAAACAGCAGUUGCAUUUGCUGUGCCAUGGAUCAGGUGUAAAUUACAAGACCAGGUGCCCAGCAGUGGGGAGUCAGGCCCACUGCCUGCUUAUAGAGGAUGAAACCUUUCUGAACGAGCACCUGCUCUGCUCUUCCCUUACGGAGGGUGUGUUUCCAAGGGGAACGCUCUGUACCACGAACAAUAAAACUGUACGAUUCCCAAGGA